Messenger RNA from Oncorhynchus kisutch (coho salmon), 4075 nucleotides. RefSeq names its product tRNA selenocysteine 1-associated protein 1. The transcript is spliced from 18 exons. Gene Ontology annotation, biological process: selenocysteine incorporation. The coding region runs from base 117 to 1019 and encodes 300 amino acids. The record is from RefSeq and is a predicted model, not a curated record. Gene Ontology annotation, molecular function: tRNA binding. Gene Ontology annotation, cellular component: nucleus. NCBI's taxonomy places the organism in Eukaryota, Metazoa, Chordata, Actinopteri, Salmoniformes, Salmonidae.
AACGUCCCUGUUGCCUCUUCCGACACGACACUUACAAGGGGCUGCAUGUGUUAUUUCGGGGAUUAACAACUGUAAAUGUAAAAACAAUUAUAAGGUUGACAACUACAGGUCUUAACAUGAGCACGCUAUGGAUGGGGAACUUGGAGCCCUACAUGGACGAAAACUUCAUAACCCGAGCCUUCGGCACUAUGGGGGAGUUGGUGGUGAGUGUACGGAUUAUACGCAACAAGAUGACCGGGGGUGCAGCAGGCUACUGCUUCGUGGAGCUGACGGAUGAAGCCACAGCUGAGCGGUGUCUUCGUAAAGUCAAUGGAAAAGCACUACCAGGAGCCACACCGCCCAGAAGAUUUAAAUUAAACCGGGCCACUUUUGGGAAGCAAGGAGAAAGCAGUCCACUCUAUUCCCUGUUUGUUGGGGAUCUCACGCCUGAAGUGGAUGACGGGAUGCUGUACGAGUUCUUCUACAACCGCUACCCUUCCUGUCGUGGGGGGAAGGUGGUGCUGGAUGGCACGGGGAACUCCAAGGGUUGUGGGUUUGUCCAGUUCCCAGACCAGAGGCUUCAGAAGCUGGCCCUGGAGGAGUGUCAGGGAGCGGUGGGGCUUGGGAGCAAGCCCCUACGACUGAGCCUAGCUGCUAACAAAACUAGGCAUAAUCAAUCAGACAGGGGGUGGGGGUCACAUGGAGGAGGCUACAGACACAACCAGCAACAAUACAAUCAACAGUCAUAUGGUGGUGGAUGGGGCUCUUGGGGCUACGACCAGAAUGGAGGCAACUAUGGCGGCUACAACUACAACCAGUAUGAUUACACACAGAAUCCUGCACAGGAAAAUGAAGCUGUUGAAGAGGAUGGUCUGGAAGAUCCUAACCCAGAGCUGGAUGUGUUGGAAGCCAACAGGAAGUUUAUGGAACACAGUGAGGAACUGUAUGAUGCCCUUAUCCAGUGCCACUGGCAACCCUUGGAAUCCUCAGAACAAGCAUUUGGAACCACAAGUAGCCUUCCAGAACCUGUCUACUGUUGAGGCGUACAAUGGAAUGGCAAUAUCCUCUUUUGCCAUGCUCUUUGGUCUUUCAUAUUAUAUUCUGUAAAUGUUUGAUCAUGGAAAGGUUAAAGACAUAUCCCCAGUCCUUGGCCAUAACUGCCAUUUGCUUUACAAUACUUUUUUUUUUUUUUGUUAAUUGACAUGUUUUAUUUUGUGUGUCUUUAUAAAAGUCAUGCUGUGCCUAAGAAUAAGCUUCCUGUUUCCAUUUGUUAUGCUUCGCUAAACUGCACAGAAGAAUGUAUUCCAAAUGGGACCCUAUUCUCUAUUUAGUGCAGCACUACUUUUAGCUUAGGGCCUAAAAGUGCUUAGGUCAAAAGUAUUGCACUAUAUAAUGAAUAGAGUGCCAUUUGGGACAUCAUUUUUCUCAAUUGAGUGAUUGUGUAAUCUGCUAUGUUAAACUGCCUUCUGUCUGUUUCCAUAUGUGUUUGUAAAAAUGGAGUAAACGUGUAUGUAUCAUGUUGCCAGGUAGAGAUGUCUUAUAAAAUGACCCAACCAAAAUUACAGGAGGAGUAGCCGCCAGGCUACCCUGGGGAAGCUGUAACCGAAAUCCCCGAGCUGACAAGAGUUUUCCCAAUACACCUGCCACGCAACCACCCAACAGUCUUCACCGUGAGACCUAAGAGCACGCCACACUGGCAGCAAUGUCUUAUAGUAAAGCAGACGGCUAUCGCACCCAGCCACGGGACUCCAAUACCCUCAUCCAGACAUGCAGCUCAAACAUCCAGAAGAUCACACAGAACACUGCUCAGAUAAAGAGCAUGGUGAAUCAGCUGGGGACGAGACAAGACACAAGCGAACUGCAGGACCGUCUGCAGCACAUACAGCACUUUACAAACCAGCUGGCCAAGGAGACCAACAAGCACCUGAAAGACCUGGGCUCCGUCUCACUAUCUUCAGCACCUUCAGAGCAGAGGCAACAGAAGAUCCAGAAGGACCGGCUGAUGAAUGAAUUCUCCGCUGCCCUCAACAACUUCCAGGCCGUACAGCGCCAGGCAGCACAGAAGGAGAAGGAGUCUGUGGCCAGAGCCAGAGCUGGUUCCCGUCUCUCUGCUGAAGAUGGUGCCUCUGAGGAACAGCUCGUGUCUUUUGAUAACCAAGAAGAUUGGGGUCAGACAACCACACAGACGACAGAGGAGGCCAUAACAGAAGAGGACUUGGAGCUUAUCAAGGAGAGAGAGACCAACAUCAGACAGCUGGAGUCGGACAUCUUGGAUGUGAACCAGAUCUUCAAGGAUCUAGCAGUGAUGAUCCAUGAUCAGGGAGAGAUGAUUGACAGCAUAGAGGCCAACGUGGAGAGUGCUGAGGUCCACGUAGACCGAGGGACAGAACAGCUCCAGAGAGCCUCCUACUACCAGCAAAAGUCCCGUAAGAAGAUGUGCAUUCUGGCUAUGGUCAUGUCCAUAGUACUGACCAUACUAGGCAUCAUCAUCUGGCAAGCCACCAAAUGAGAAGAGAGACAGACAACCCUCCUCUCUUUCACAUCUUUAUUUAUUUCAUUCCCCCACCCAACCUGAAACACCAGCCCAGGAUAGAUCCCCUCCAACCUGAAACACUAGCCCAGGAUAGAUCCCCUCCAACCUGAAACACUAGCCCAGGAUGGAUCCCCUCCAACCUGAAACACUAGCCCGGGAUAGAUCCCCUCCAACCUGAAACACCAGCCCGGGAUGGAUCCCCUCCAAUCUGAAACACCAGCCCGGGAUGGAUCCCCUCCAAUCUGAAACACCAGCCCGGGAUGGAUCCCCUCCAAUCUGAAACACCAGCCCGGGAUGGAUCCCCUCCAAUCUGAAACACCAGCCCGGGAUGGAUCCCCUCCAAUCUGAAACACCAGCCCGGGAUGGAUCCCCUCCAAUCUGAAACACCAGCCCGGGAUGGAUCCCCUCCAAUCUGAAACACCAGCCCGGGAUGGAUGCCCGGAGCGAUGCCCAGCUAGCUCACUGUUGCCAGGGUCAGGGGAGUGGCAUCAGGGCAAAGGGGUGGGUCUGGGAUAUGUAACCUGACACUCCCUACCUGAGCUCAAGGCCUCCAGCUAACCCCCUGUCUCAUUUACCCUGAGACAAGGCAGUAGUAUUUCUAUUCAAAUGAAGGAGAGUAUUGGAGUAAAAUGGGGCGGGAGAGAGUGGAUUAAUAUAAAGAUAUUCUGUUUAAUUCUACUUGUGAUAUUUACUACACUAACAUUCAUUGUAUUUCCAAACACAUAAUACAUAAUUGUUGUUAUAUCAUUGUUGAUGAACUAUUAUAUAUCAAAUGGGGACGGACACCGAUAUGGAAAAAAAAUAAAACUGUUGUUUUUGUAAAUUCAUCUCUGGGUUUUUGUAGGGAGAUAAAUGAUUUUGGUAACCUGUACAUUUCCUGCACCUUUCUGGUAUGUAAAACAGUUUAGAGUGCCACACUCCAUUCAAGUUAUAGGAGAGGUUUCCUGAACACAGAUUGAGCCUCGAUGGCGAUUCUGCAUUGAUCUUGUAUUUUCGUCCAGGACUAGUCUUAAUCUGUGUCCGGGAAAACCACCCCAUAGUCCUUAUAUUGCUCAGGUGAGAUCAGGUUCUGAUAGUGAACCUUUUUUUUUAAACGUUUUUUUAAAUCCAACUGUCUACAUGAUUAUAACAAACUCUCUGGUCGUAAUAAACACAUUUAUUAACACUGUUGAAGAGCAAACCUCUUAGCAGUUUCCAAAACACAGAUUAAGUUUCAAAUGAUUUGUAAUUACGUUUCCGGCACCUUGACCAUCCAUCAAUUCUUUUAAAAUCAUCCCACGGUUCAAAUCUAGUUUAUAAUCCCUGUCGUAGAUGGUGUUGACUGGAUAUGAUGACCAUAGUUGUUGAUGUGCUGUAAAACUUCAUUUAUGACUGAUGUUCUCGUUAUGAUGCAAUUUUUUUGUAAUAUAUUACAAUCUUGGACUACAAACCCAUUAUAAUGACAAUAUUAUAUCUGUUAAUUGCAACCAUAGUUUUAAAAACAAAACAAAAGUAAUUGUCAACCUGUUUUAUUGAUAUCUAUGGCUUCUAUCAAUAUGCUUAAAUAAAUACUCUUAAAUACAA